GCUUCAACCGCCGUCUUCGUCGCUGUUUCUCGCCGGAUUCUUCCCCGAUUCGUCUUUGGCCCUCCCACUUUGACUAAAAGGAGAAGAAAGACUGUUGAGAUAAAUUACUGCAAGAGGGAAGGAACGCCCCCCAUCAACUUCUAGAAGAACAACUGUCUUUCUCGAACACUUCACUUCUUUUUUUUUCUUAUUCUAUACACUCUCGUUUCUACCUACUAUCAUUCCAAUUGGCAAGGAUCAUGCCGCUUACUAUCCUUUCACAAGCGCAGCUGCGAUCUCUGCUGUUAUCGCUGACUCGCGAAGAGAUCAUUGAGUUACAGCACAAGCUUGCAGAGUCAUUGAGGGAAUACAGUACCGGAUCCCAAGAGCAAGGCUGUUCAUCAUCCUAUCAACCGCCGAGAACUGCGAUUACUCGAGCCAAUGGCUGCACAACACUGUUUAUGCCUGCAAGCACCGGCCACACGAUUGGGAUGAAACUGAUUUCACUAGACGACGCAGAUAAAGCGGGGUGUGCCGUGGAGACCGGCCUGGAAAUUUCCGAAAACGAGAAGCCCUCAACACGGUCCCGGUCGCGCGCCGGUAGAGGCUCCAUGGGUUCUACUUCUCAAUCGUCCGACACAGAUAAUCAUUCGAUUGCAUCAUCACAGGACGAAGACGAUGGCGAUAGUAGCAACGAGAAUGAUGCUAAUGGUUCGUCGAGCGGGCCGAGUCUUCGGUCGUCGAUACAGUCGGGGACUGUCAACCAGCAGCCCAUCCCGCCUAAUGUAUCGGAGACGUUGGGAGCGUGGCCUGGGGCUGGUACCCGCGACACUUCACCACAGGGCAGUGUAACGUUGCUGGAUGAGGAGAGUUUGCCGUUUGGGUUGAUUAAUGCACAUGAAUUGACGCCCUUCCGCACGGCGCUGACGGCGCUCAUGCUUUUCAACAAGCGGAACCGGGUGCGCACGCUGACUGUUUUCGGGGCCGGAAAGCAGGCUUACUGGCACAUUCGACUGGCGCUGACCUUGCGCGGAUCUGAGAUAAAAAAGGUGUACAUCAUCAACCGGUCGUUUGAUCGAGCGGCUAGGCUCCUUCGGGACAUUUAUUCUCCAGAGAAUGCGAGCUGGCGCGGGGAUGUCAAGUUUUCGGCCGUCAGCAGUGAGUUUGGCGACUAUACUCGCAUUGUCGGGGAUGCCGUCAAUAAGGCCGAUGCCAUUUUCUGCUGCACUCCGUCCAUCCAGCCUCUGUUCCCGGCCGAAUUGCUCACCUCCAACGAAGGCCGUCGCAAGGGCCGGUUCGUCAGCGCGAUUGGAUCGUACAAAGCACACAUGACGGAAUUGCAUCCGGACAUCCUGCGCGACGAGGUGGCGGUGCACACUUCGCAUCGCCGUUUCCGCAAGCAUGCCAAACGCAGCGGAGUCGUGGUGGUUGACAGUCUCGAUGCCGCGCUGAAGGAAGCCGGCGAGCUCAUCCAGGCGGACGUCAAGCCACACCAGGCCGUUGAGCUGGGCGAACUGCUCAUGGUGCGCGAGGCAUCUCGUCAGGACACUGGCGGCGGAGAAGACACCAAGAGUCUGCGCGAGUGGCUGGAACGGGGCAAUGUUAUUUAUAAGAGUGUGGGAUUGGGAUUGAUGGAUUUGGUGACGGGUGGCGAUUUGAUCCAGCUGGCCCGUGAGAGGAACUUGGGAACCACGGUGGAGGAGUUUUAGAUGUGAUUCAGUCUGUAUUUCUUAGAAUGUAUGAAUAAUGCGUGUCUACGAAGAGAGAAACUGGGAAUAGCGUCAAUUUUUCCCAUUUUGUCACGUUGAGCGAACAUGACAUCAAACCCUCGCCUCUUGAUUUUGCUAUGGUAUAGACAAUCAAAUUCAAUCAGUCAAUUCUAAAUUCUCAAUCGCAUGACUUGAAUUCGUGCUUCACAUAGUACCAAUUACUCCCCCACUAGCCGACCACGAAGUCAUAUUGGAGGGGCCCAUCAUCCCACUUUCCCCGUCGCAUAAAACCCCUCUUCCCCCGUCUCUUUUUACUUUCUCUCUUUUUUUUUU
This is a messenger RNA of Aspergillus ruber CBS 135680, 2021 nucleotides long. Its product is annotated as putative proline utilization protein PrnX-like. Gene Ontology annotation, cellular component: cytoplasm. The transcript has 2 exons. NCBI's taxonomy places the organism in Eukaryota, Fungi, Ascomycota, Eurotiomycetes, Eurotiales, Aspergillaceae. The coding region runs from base 240 to 1688 and encodes 482 amino acids. The record is from RefSeq and is a predicted model, not a curated record.